Molecule: messenger RNA, 1171 nt
Organism: Pyrgilauda ruficollis (rufous-necked snowfinch)
Lineage: Eukaryota; Metazoa; Chordata; Aves; Passeriformes; Passeridae
Gene: PSMB4
Product: proteasome 20S subunit beta 4
Exons: 6
Coding region: 16-1056 (346 amino acids)
Cellular component (GO): proteasome core complex
Source: RefSeq, a predicted model, not a curated record
GCAGAAAAUACGGGAAUGCCAAGGAGACUCCAGGGGCGCGGGACGAACAAACUGGGAGGAAGCAGGAUCCGAACUGGUGUGAAUGGGGCCCAGCCCCGUGUGAAUGGGGCCCAGACUGGUGUGAAUGGGACCCAGACUGGUGCGAAUGGGACCCAGACUGGUGUGACUGGGACCCAGACUGGUGUGACUGGGGCCCAGACUGGUGUGAAUGGGACCCAGACUGGUGUGAAUGGGACCCAGACUGGUGUGAAUGGGGCCCAGACUGGUGUGACUGGGACCCAGACUGGUGUGAAUGGGACCCAGACUGGUGUGACUGGGACCCAGCCCCGUGUGGAUGGGGCCCAGCCCGGUGUGAAUGGGGCCCAGCCCGCUGUAACGGGAUCUCGGUGUGCCAGGAGCCCCAUGGUGACCGGGACGUCGGUGCUGGGGCUGAAGUUCUCCGGGGGAGUGAUGCUGGCCGCGGACACGGUGGGGUCCUUUGGAUCCCUGGCGCGAUUCCGGGGCAUCUCCCGGCUCCUCAAGGUCAACGACUCCACCGUGCUCGGAGCCUCCGGGGACCUGGCAGAUUUCCAGCACCUGCGGCAGCUCCUGGAGCAGAUGGUGAUCGACGAGGAGCUGCUGGGGGACGGGCACAGCUACAGCCCGCGGGCGCUGCACUCGUGGCUGACGCGGGUCCUGUACAACCGGCGCUCCAAGAUCAACCCCCUCUGGAACACCGUGCUCAUCGCCGGCGUCUACGGCGGGGAGAGUUUCCUGGGAUACGUGGACAUGCUGGGCGUGGCCUACGAGGCGCCGUCGCUGGCCACGGGAUUCGGGGCUUACCUGGCCCAGCCGCUGCUGCGGGCGGAGCUGGAGCGGGAGCGGGAUCAGCUCCCGACGCGGGAGGAGGCGCGGGAGCUGCUGGAGCGCUGCCUGAAGGUGCUCUACUACAGGGACGCUCGCUCCUUUAAUAGGUACGAGGUCGCCACGGUGACGGAGAAGGGCGUGGAGCUGGAGGGACCCCUGACCCUGGAGGCCAACUGGGACAUCGCCCAUCUGGUCAGAGGUUUUGAGUGAUCUCCAGGAGCUGCUCCGGCCACGGUGAAUCCCUGUUUUUAUUCCAUCCCUUCUUUCCCUCUGGAAUGGCAAAUCCAGCUUUUUUUUGGGAAUAAAAUCGAUCGUUUAAGACCUA